Molecule: messenger RNA, 309 nt
Organism: Neohortaea acidophila
Lineage: Eukaryota; Fungi; Ascomycota; Dothideomycetes; Mycosphaerellales; Teratosphaeriaceae
Exons: 2
Coding region: 1-309 (102 amino acids)
Molecular function (GO): heme binding; iron ion binding; oxidoreductase activity, acting on paired donors, with incorporation or reduction of molecular oxygen
Source: RefSeq, a predicted model, not a curated record
AUGACUGUUUUGGAGACUCUUCGGCAUCGCACAGUUUAUGCGGACAUUAGCGUCUCACACAAGCUGUCGCAGGAUGAUGUUUAUGAGGGGUAUUUCGUUGACAAGGGCUCGCUGGUUCACACGAAUAUCAGUAUCAUCCUCCAGAAUCCGAAGCAGCACCCCGGCAAAGACUCUUUCAACCCCGGUCGAUACCUCGAUCUCUCCUAUCCUACUCACCGAGAGCCGCCGUCUGACUACCCAAAAGUCCAAGAGUCGAUAGCGUUUGGCGCUGCGCGUGUCCAGGCGCUCCCUUCACCGAGCGCAGCCUAA